Molecule: messenger RNA, 306 nt
Organism: Balaenoptera musculus (blue whale)
Lineage: Eukaryota; Metazoa; Chordata; Mammalia; Artiodactyla; Balaenopteridae
Product: metallothionein-1E-like
Exons: 1
Coding region: 16-183 (55 amino acids)
Molecular function (GO): metal ion binding
Source: RefSeq, a predicted model, not a curated record
UCACCUCUCCUCCAGAUGGACCCCAAGUGCUCCUGCCCCACUGGCGGCUCCUGCACCUGCAAAGCCUGCAGAUGCACCUCCUGCAAGAAGAGCUGCUGCUCCUGCUGCCCCGUGGGCUGCGCCAAGUGUGCCCAGGGCUGCGUCUGCAAAGGGGCCUCGGACAAGUGCAGCUGCUGUGCCUGAUGUCGCGGAGAGCCUGCCCCGGGUGUCAACAGAGCAACCAGGACGAACCUGCAUUUUACCGUUUUUCAUACAACCGGACCUGACGCUACAUUCCUUUUUCUAUGAAAUAUUGAGUUGUAAUAA